Molecule: messenger RNA, 1548 nt
Organism: Clonostachys byssicola
Lineage: Eukaryota; Fungi; Ascomycota; Sordariomycetes; Hypocreales; Bionectriaceae
Source: the annotation of a GenBank genome assembly
AUGUCCCUUGAACAGUCUGUAUUGCCCAAUCCUACGCUGCCGGAGAGUUCCAUCAGUCCAUGCCGAUCGAGAAAUGGCUGCCAGCAGUGCCGCCAGCGCAAGAGAAAAUGCGACGAGCAGCAUCCGCGUUGCCUGGCCUGUAUCGAGAGAGAUCUCCCCUGUAACUGGCAGCGGAACCCGAGUCGAAGACGUCAACUCGCUCGCCGCUCCCACAACUUCAACAAGGACUUCACACUUCCCCAGGAGAUGCAGCCUUUGGUAACAGUGUUUGCCAUACCAUCAACUCCCAUCCAGGAGCGACUUUUGUCUUACUUUAACACCAACGGUCCUCUAUGGCUGACGUCCGGCGGCAAUGUCGAAGCCUCCUCCGGUGUCAUCAUCCCGGUCGCCCUUCAAAGUCCGCUGGUUAUGAAUUGUCUCUUGACGGUAGCCGCAGGCGACUUGGCUAAAUACCAACCAGCAAAUACUGAAAUGAACAGCCUGGCGUGCGGAUUCUACGGGCAGGCCAUAGCAGGCAUCCAUUCCGCGCUCAAAAAUAAAAUCUCGUCUACAUUGCAACCGGGCUUAACCUCGCCAGGAAAGUCGAGCUCAUAUUCCGGUAGCAAUAGUCAUCAUUCUUCCAACAAUCCCGGCCCACAUCCAAGUGCCCAGUUAGGAGACGAGCUGCUUCUAGCUGUUAUUCUCCUCUGCGUACACGAAGCAGUGAAUUUCUCUACGAUUAGUCGAAUCUUCCCCCAUCUGGUCGCUGCUGUCACUCUAUGUAACGGCCAAUCCUUCGCCAGCGACACACUAAAUACCGAACUAAGGGGCUUAUUCUUCGAAGUCCUUUGUUACUUACUCACACUGACCUCCUUCUCUCACGGCCAUAGCCUCCCACUGCAUCUAAUUACCCCCCGAGUCUUUACUACAUUAUUCUCCGCGCCUGAGGGCUACAAAGGUGUUUUGCUUGGGAAUCAAUGCCGCGAAAUCUUCUCGCUUAUCCUUCGAGUCUCGAUGCUACAAAGACGCUUAAUCUCACCUUUCGAUCUUGAUGAGACGAACGUUACGGAGCUUAGAGACCUGAAAUCUCAACUUGAGCGAGGAUAUACUACUAAUAUCAAAACUGAAGAAACAGCAGCUUCCAACGACAUGGCAGUUUCAGAGCUUUAUCGAAUUGCCUGCCUGAUAUACGUCGAGAAGAUGCUUAACGCCGAACUUGAGGACAGCUCAGAGGCUAUACAAAACGAAAUAGCGCUCUUUAUAUCAACUCUCAAUUCUGUACCGCCAUCAUCACCGGCGAACAACAUCCUGACCUGGCCCUUGUUCGUGGCUGGCAUGUCAGCUAUUGUUCCUUCACAUCGCCGGCUUAUCAUAGGACGAUUAAAGAGAAACUACGAGUCCUGGUGGAGAUCUGAUAUUUUGAGUAAAAGCGCGGAUUUGUUAUCGCAGAAAUGGAAACAGGACGAUAGCAUGGAGGAUGGCACAAUCUCGCGGCGCAUAGGAACUAUAGCUACGCAAUGGCCGGGAGUUGGGAACCAUAUGGCUGACUUCCCGGUGGCCUUGUUAUAA